ACAACCUGCAGAUAUGGAGUUGUUCACAGACAAUUUGAAUGAGACAUUCCAAAUAGAAAGGCAAACUAACAUUAGACACAGAAGAUCUCGACACGUUAACAUAUCUAGUCGAACAGAAGAAAGACAUGUAUCCAGAAGAGAUACAGAAAAUAUAGAAAAUGCUUCCAAUGUACAGAGAAUAGCAGUUACGCCUGCAAUAAUAGAAACGAUACAAGAUGGAGAAAAUUCUUCCAAUACACAGGAAACACGUACAUCUGAAAUAAUGGGAAAUACACAAACAACGCAACAUGAAUCUCAAUUAAUAACUGCCACAUCUGAUUUGGAAACCGCAAUCUCACAAACGACGAAACACGAAUCUCAAUUAAUGACUGUCACACCUGAUUUGGAAACCGGAAUCUCACAAACGACGCAACAUGAAUCUCAAUUAAUAAAUAUUACUUCUGAUUCAGAAACUGAAUCCUUAAAUACACAAGAUCCAUCGAUAUAUGAAGAUCCCGAUGAUGAUUAUGGAUAUCUUGAUACAAACACAAAUGCAAGCACAUCUACAAAAGAACAUUCAUUUCAUCCUGUAGACUGGAAUAUAGAUACAUUGAAAAAAAAUUCUGAGUUAAACAAUUGCACAGUGUGUUAUGAGAACGAAAGAACGCACCUUUUCACACCUUGUAAUCAUCUCGCUUGUUGCAUCGAUUGCAUCGAACGCUUAGAAACUAAUCGAUGUCCAAUAUGUAACCAAGUAUAUAAUGACUACAUUCGA
Molecule: messenger RNA, 754 nt
Organism: Cyphomyrmex costatus
Lineage: Eukaryota; Metazoa; Arthropoda; Insecta; Hymenoptera; Formicidae
Product: E3 ubiquitin-protein ligase cblA
Exons: 4
Source: RefSeq, a predicted model, not a curated record